Dracunculus medinensis (Guinea worm) is the source of this 579-nucleotide messenger RNA. Lineage: Eukaryota; Metazoa; Nematoda; Chromadorea; Rhabditida; Dracunculidae. The record is from the annotation of a GenBank genome assembly.
AUGGGUGGAAAGAAAUUUGAAAUUCAAUACAAGCAUCUGAUGUAUAAUUUUAGAUGUUUUCCUGAGCUAUUUUCAAAUUUGUACAAAAGUCAAGCUGGAAGCAAUCUUUUACUCAAAUACCAACUGAAUAUAGAACAAAUCGAACAAAUGAACGAUGAAAAUAUACGUGCUGCAAAUUUGUGUAGUACACGAAUGGGUCGAGUACAUCAAAUGUGCAAUGAACAAGCAGAAAGUAUUCUUCAAAUGCAUAAUACCUUAAAAACAGUACCAAAAAUAUCUAAGCAAUUGAGUUCGCUUUCUGCACAGCUCGAAAAGUUGAAUCGAUUUCUUACUCAAACCGAGUUGGCAAUGACACAUUUAGAAGCAAUAAUUGCUAUAGCAAAUAAUGAGGAAUUAAUCGAAAAAAGAAAAAAGGUCUUGAGGAAACAGAAGGAAGAACUUUUGGAGAAAGAUGAGAAGGAACGGCAUUGGAUUUCGAAACAGCCAAAUCUUUCUAUUUCAGAAGAAGUCAAAUUUCGAGACUCCAAAGAUAUAAGGGAAUGUGAAGAAAUGAUGCUGGAAGAAUUUUUAAAUCAAUAA